AGAUGUGACCUUAUCAAGCUCGAUGGUACCCCAGUCUUAGAGGAACGAUCUACGUACACGCAUGCUCAAAAGAUGCGAGCCGCUGCAACUUUUGGGUUUGGAAAAAUCCAUGGUUUAGGCAUGCAGGCCUGGCACCAAAGUGAAGUUUCCGGCAAGAUGCUGGGGAACCCUUCAGUCUCUGAGACGGUUUCUACUUACAUGCUCAGUCUUCGUCGUCGAAAGACGCAGAAGGGGGAUACUCCAAUUAGUGCUCGAGCUGUGUCGUCUGACUUACUUGAGGAUCUCUACCAUUUCAAUAGUCAGCCUCGAUAUCAAGGCUCUCAAACGUUCCAAAGUAGUUUUCAACCAGCUCGCAAAGGUGAACUAGGUCCUCGUGCACGCGCAUCGAUGAUCCUUGGCUACAGUUUAGCCUUUUGCAGUCUACUCCGUGUCGAUGAACUGCUGAAGAUACAGUUGCAAGAUCUGACACUGUCAGAGAACUCACUUACUGGGGAAAGUAAACUUACUCUACACCUUCCCUUCCGCAAAACCAGCCAGUUUGGAGGUGAGUACACAAAUAUGUAUGCAGUAAUAAUUCCACGCACCACGUCUAAAUAUUCUUAG
Lentinula edodes (shiitake mushroom) is the source of this 603-nucleotide messenger RNA. RefSeq lists its product as uncharacterized. The record is from RefSeq and is a predicted model, not a curated record. Gene Ontology annotation, molecular function: DNA binding. NCBI's taxonomy places the organism in Eukaryota, Fungi, Basidiomycota, Agaricomycetes, Agaricales, Omphalotaceae. The annotation marks the transcript as partial. The transcript has 3 exons. Gene Ontology annotation, biological process: DNA recombination; DNA integration.